This is a messenger RNA of Durusdinium trenchii, 2784 nucleotides long. NCBI's taxonomy places the organism in Eukaryota, Dinophyceae, Suessiales, Symbiodiniaceae. The record is from the annotation of a GenBank genome assembly.
AUGUUGUUGUGUUUCUUUCUGCUGGUCCUUGACAAACUUAACUUGUUUGGAAAACAAGAGAGAACCUGGCAGGUCAAAGCAGACGCUGAGCCUGGACCUACUGCAAAGAAAAGGAAAUCGGAAUGGACAGCAGCACUGAAGAAACUCCCAGGUGACACGACAUUGGUGCAGGAUGUACUUUCCUACUUCGAGAUGUUCACAGAGCCAUCUAGUGGGACUGGAGGUACUGUGGCAGAGACAUCUACACACCCAGCUGAUAUUGUGAUGCAGGCCUUCAAGGAUCCUGAUAGUGCAAGGGCAGCCAUUGCUAAAUGCAAGGAUUUUCUGGAAGAAGGCAUGCGAGCUCACGGAAAGAAACUGGAAAUUGCAAGUCCGCCAGAUGUCACCAGUUUGCUCACUGCAAGUGAUGACGAGCACAUGGUGGCUAUGUGUCCGUUGCUUGCCAUUGAGCUGAAGGAUGCAGAGCGGGUUAGCUUUGAGAAUCUGCAGCUUUCCACACAGGGGGCAGAGAGGCAGCGGAAAGACAUCUUGAAGACAGCCAUGCGUUUUGAACGCUUGAUUGAAGAGCGCAAAGCUACUUCCACUGACAUGAGUGAAAGUGACAUAUUGGCUGAGCUGGUGUCCAAAUACAACAACUUUCGGGCGAACGCGGCCAUAAAGAAGUGGCAAGUUACACCAGCAGUUCAGCACCUCCACUUCCAGAAGUAUAACCUGUGGUGGAGCAUCAACGUGAAGAGGAUGAAGCGGACCAUGCGGGCCCGCCACAGGUGGUCUGAAGAGAAUUGGGCAAAGAAUGUGGAUCAUUGUGCUUUGGCAGUAUUCGCAGAGUCUGAAGUGAGGAAAAUGAGUGACAGCCGAAUCACAGAAGAUAUGAUCAAAUCAAUGAUGGAGUCUUUCCUUUCUGGGGACUACAAUCAGGACCUGGAUGCGAUUUUGAUCUCGAAACCUUCGCGCUUCAGUGUUGAGAUGCUCAGCAUGUUCCAAGACCACAUUGCCAAGCCAUUGAUGAAGGCUUCUGGAGCUGCUGGAUCGUCGGCAAUGGUUGAUGCAGAUGUGGAUGUGGCUGAGGUUCUCCACCUGAGAGAUCAGAUCGAGAUCGGUCUUGGCCUGGCGGACAGGUGGAUGGAGCGACGCUGUUUGAUGCUCUGCACUGACAAAGGCCAGAAGGACUCCCUGACCGGCUUCACAAGGAGGCUUUUGCAGGAUGCAACUACUGCCUUUCCAGACACGGACAUUUCCCACAUGCACCAUCUCGGCUUCUUGGACUCAACCAAGUUCGGACGACUUGGAAUGCCAGAGAUCAAUGAGAUGGCAAGUUGGUGCUUGAAGGUCUUGAAUCUGAACCCGGAUUUAAGCAUGAUCUUCAUUUGCUGCCCAGUCUUGGCUGGGGAUGGGGUGCUGAACGGUUUGAGAGGAGAAUUCCGCAGGAUUGAGGACAAGCUCAUGGCGCUAGGAAUGGAAAUGAAGAACUGCCAAGUGGUAUUUGAUACCAGGACGCUCUACCGUGCACCAAGGGGUGCUGAGCUCAAGUCCCAGGAUGACAAUGUUUGGUGCAAGUGUGAUUUCUGGAGCUUGACAGCAUGCAAGGCGUCCAACCCACUCCCCUUGAGUGAAUACGUGACGCCAGAGAGCGGCACCUUUUUUUCUCAUGAACAUGGACGUUCCCUCACCGACAAGGAGGAUGGUGCCCAGUGGUUCUCAUCCCCAUCAACCAUCAAGUCCAUCUUGGAAGCUUGUUUGUGCAAAGUUUCAUCGCUCAAGGGACAUAGCCUCACAGUGCAUCACUUUUCGCAGUACGACGGGAACCUGGAGAAGGUGGUCUGUGAUCUUAUGACAGAGCUGUCGUCAGAGUGUCACAUUGGAUGCUUCUCCGAAACCACCAAUCCUCUCCUGUUCGGCUAUGCAUCAACUCAAGUCAAAGACAAGCUUUUGGAGGAAUGGAAAGCAGGCCAAGGCCAAAUGGGACUGCUGACUCCGAAGUACCAGCCAGAAGCGGAUCUGAGUGGACAAACAGUGCCUCGCUUGCCAGCUCUGAAGAUCUGCAACAUGGAUGCCAGUGGCAAUCUGGAGAUCCCCCAAGACAUCAGGGACAAAUGGAUCAGCGAUCCUGUCAGAAAGCCCGACUGGCGGAAUCGCUUGAAGAACUUCGACGCUGUGUUUGCCCCAGGCAGUGGAACAUCAGGGGAAGCUCCAACAGUGGUUACUAAAGAUGAGGCUCUUGAUCUUGGAGGAGCGCCUUUGCAGGAUCCAGAGCCAGCACUUGUUGCAGAGAUGUCACCACCAUCCAUGAGUGACGAUGCCUUCGACCAGAAAUACAAGAACAUGGAGAUGAACACAGUACUCAUUACCAUGGGUUCAGGUCAGAACUUGACUUGCAAGCUUGUGGAUGACAAGGCCAAGGACUUCAUUUCCAAAGAGCGCAACCAGAACAAGGCAGUGGAAUUCCGUUUGUCCUCAGCAGAUGACUUUGUGCUUCUGGAGGAACAGAGCCCGCAGGGGCUUCGGGACAUCGGGCCCAUGACAGUUUACAAACUCCUCGUCUCAUUUGAAAAACGAGGAAUCUUGGAUUUGAAGCUGACCGGCCAUUCUGCAGAACGGCCUCCUGCAGUGCAGCGUGGGGAGCAACAUGAUUCCAUUGUGGUUAGCCACUCAACUCAUUCAGUCUUCCGACCAGCAGGGGUGCAAGCAGCGAAGCUGAAGGGAACCAACCUUGCAGGGUUCAUCGGCUUCAAGAAGUUGGCUUCCUCUCAGUACUUGUGCCUGGUUUGGAGAUCCUUGGUAUGA